CAGAAUCAAUUCAGUGCCCAAGUUUGAGUAAUAAAAACUAUUCUAUCGACUAUUGUUGUACCGAAUCUCUCUAAAAUAAGAUCAAAGAUUUAUACAAACUAUCAUUCCCUAUUUUAUCCCCUAAGGGGUGGAAUUUAUCAAAAUCCUUUCUAAGGACGUUUACGUCAUAAUAUCCAUCUGCACGCCGAAUUUCAACCCGAUCGGUGUAAAACUGACAAAGCUUCAUACAAACGUUCAUCCCCUACAUUACCCCAUUGGAGGUGGAAAUAAUCAAAAUCCUUACUUGGGGAUGCCUACGUCAUAACAUCUACCUGCAUGCCGAAUUUCAUCUGCAUCGGUGUAAAACUGUCAAAGCUUCAUAUAAACAUUCACCCCCUAUUUUACCCCCUUAGGGGUGGAAAUGAUCAAAAUCCUUUCUUAGCGGAUGCUUAUAUGAUAACAUCUAUCUGCAUGUCAAAUUUCAAUCCGAUCGAUUUAAAACUGACAAAGUCUCAUACAAACUUUCAUCCCCUAUUUUACCCCCUUGGGGGUGGAAAUUAUCAAAAUCCUUUCACAGCGGAUUACUACGUCAUAACAUCUAUCUGCAUGCCAAAUUUUAACCCGAUCGGUUUAAAACUGACAAAGUCCCAUACAAACUUUCAUCCCCUAUUUUACCCCCUUGGGGGUGGAAAUUAUCAAAAUCCUUUCACAACGGAUGCCUACGUCAUAACAUCUAUCUGCAUGCCAAAUUUCAACCCGAUCGGUUUAAAACUGACAAAGUCUCAUACAAACUUUCAUCCCCUAUUUUACCCCCUUGGGGGUGGAAAUUAUGAAAAUCCUUUCACAGCGGAUGCUUACGCCAUAACAUCUAUCUGCAUGCCAAAUUUAAACCCAAUCGGUUUAAAACUGACAAAGUUUCAUACAAACUUUCAUCCCCUUUUUUACCCCCUUGGGGGUGGAAAUUAUCAAAAUCCUUUCUUAGCGGAUGCCUACGUCAUAACAUCUAUCUGUAUUCCAAAUUUUAGCCCAAUCUAUCCAGCGGUUUGGGCUGUGCGUUGA
This is a messenger RNA of Spodoptera littoralis (African cotton leafworm), 1038 nucleotides long. The record is from the annotation of a GenBank genome assembly. NCBI's taxonomy places the organism in Eukaryota, Metazoa, Arthropoda, Insecta, Lepidoptera, Noctuidae.